This is a messenger RNA of Penicillium egyptiacum, 2307 nucleotides long. Lineage: Eukaryota; Fungi; Ascomycota; Eurotiomycetes; Eurotiales; Aspergillaceae. The record is from the annotation of a GenBank genome assembly.
AUGUCUCAGUAUGAACAUACCUCACUAUGGUGGCCCGAGGAGCGCAUCAAAUCCACCCUCAGUGCAAAGUACAUCGUCAGUCGCCUGCGACCAGAAAAUAUUCCCCGCCUCUUUGAACUACCGGACUGGGGUGAAGGCUUGACCAGCGAGACGUACAUGGAAUGGAUCCUCACCAAGGCUGGCCGUGUCUUUAUGAUCCUCGACGCUAUCGGCAUUCCCGAUCGGAUCUUUGCGCUAGUCGACGAAUCGUGUGACGAUGAUGAUCUACCUGUCGCCGAACAUAGUAUCGAUUUACUACACUUAUCCCCGCAUGGAGAAGAUCUCGCCCUCGAGACGAGUUUCUUUCAUGCGCAAUGGCGGUUCCUGGUCCGUGGUAUAGCGGAGGGAGAGCAUGUCGUCUAUACCGAGAACGAAGGCGUUCCUGUCGAGGCUGUACGCACCAACACCAGCAGCGGAAUACACGGACGUGAUGAUACGGUAGAUAGGGUAGUCCUCGCCGGCUCGGUCUGUCGAGUUUACAUGCGGACCCAAGUGCAAGUCGGCGGUGCACCAUACUUCUUCUCGUCCGACGAGGUUCUCGCUGAGAUCCACAACCUGAAAAGCCUGUCCCAUCAGCAUAUCGUCUCUGUCUACGCCUCAUAUCUGAAAGACGACAGCGUCUCGGUGCUCUUCACUGGCGCCACGGCAGAUCGAAACCUACACAGCUUCCUCACAGACGAGCCGAUGUCCUUCAAACGGCUAGACAAAGAACAACGCCGACAGAUUUUGAUCACCUGGCCCCACUGCCUUGCAUCUGCAGUCUCCUGGCUGCACGCACGCGGUCACUCCCACGGCGCAAUCCGCCCAUCCAACAUCUUUGUCGACGCGAACUUUCAUAUCUGCCUCGGUCAAUUUCAAGCACUCGACUCCCUCUUAGCUCCGCCACAUGUCAACGACCUCGAAGCAUAUAAUUACUCUGCACCAGAGCGCUGGACUCGUUCCCCAGCUCCGGUCGUCCCGCAAAAGCCACCACAGCCCGCACAGACACUACAUCCCUCGGGAGGACGUACGAAGCGCAGACAACGGCCAGCCCGUCUAGUGCUAGCCCCAUUGAACGAGAGCGAAAGCCCACCUGUUUCUCCAGACCACACGAUUCCAGACUCAGCCGGCUCGAAAAGAACAGUCAUCCGCCUAGGCUUACCGGGCUCACCGUCACGUUUCUCAUUCGCCUUCUCAUCCUCCUCUUCAUCCUCAGAAUCUUCAGCAGCCUCUUCCACCCACACAGAUGCAACUGCAGCAUCACCGCAAGCAAAGAUACACCGCUUCUCAUCAUUCUUGUCCCGCAGAACAAGAAAUACCCUCCCAACCCCAUCAAUAGCCUCAACCUCCACAUCCUCCUCCUCAAACACAUCGACCUUAACAUCCCCAAAUCCGCAACAGACCUCAACAAUCCUCUCUCCAAAACCCCCCUCCUCCCUCCGCCACUCCAAAUCCGCCCAAUCCCUAGCACCAUCCUUCACCAGACCACAAACCUCCCACUCCUCAUCACCAAAUCCCCACGCCCCAGCAGACAUAUUCUCCCUAGCAGCGACAACCCUCGACAUCCUAACAACCCUACACAAAAGAACCCUCACGUCUUUCAGCGCGCACCGCAGUGCCCGCAACCGGUCCGCAGGCCGCGGCGGCGGAAUAGCAGAUGCAAGCUUCCAUCUCGCGCGGAAUGCCGUGCAAGUCCAGUCAUGGAUUGCGCUAUUAGAGGGCGAUGCGCUGAAACGGUGUCGACGGGAUCGACGCUCCGAUCGUACUUUCUGGGCUGUACCGCGGAUGUUGAUUGUUGUGCGUGCUAUGCUUGAUUUGGAGGGUGGGAAGAGGCCGCUUGCGAAGCGGGUUAGGAGGGGGUUUGCGGAUGCUAUUGCUAGAGGGAGGAGAGGGGGGAAUAUGGAUGGGAUGGGGGGUUUGCAUUGUAUUAAGGAGAAACGGGUUGAGGGGGGAGAGAAGGUCAGGAAUGGGGGUUUGGAGGCUGUUCGGGAGAUGGGGGCGGGGAGUGCUGCUUCUGUGUCUUCGGCUCCAUUGGGAUUUUCUGAGUCGGGGUCGGUUUCGGAGUUUGAUUUUGGGUUUGGGGAUGCUGGGAGUGGGAGUGGGAGUGAGAGUGAGAGUGAGAGUACUGUUGAAGAUGGAGAUUUGCUUGACGUUGAUAUUGAGGAAGAAGAGGAUGUUUCGGAGGUCGGAGAGCCUGAGAAACGUGUGGAGCAGGUCUUGCCUCAGCUCUAUCUGCCGGAGUUGGAUAUGAACAUCACUGGGAUAGAAGGUCUGUCGUUUAAUAAGUAG